Molecule: messenger RNA, 836 nt
Organism: Gilbertella persicaria
Lineage: Eukaryota; Fungi; Mucoromycota; Mucoromycetes; Mucorales; Choanephoraceae
Exons: 4
Coding region: 13-765 (250 amino acids)
Source: RefSeq, a predicted model, not a curated record
UUGAACCAACAAAUGGCUAUUGAUAUGAUGCAAGACAAUCAAAUUUCUAGCAUAAAUAACAGUGAAGCAAGCAGUACUGGCACGACAAGAACAUUUGCAAAGAACACAAACAUACAAAGAAAUGAAACAGUGAAAAACAUGGAAAAAGAAAUAUUACGCAUUCUUACAUGGGAAAACCCGGUUCGAUCAGGCAUCAUUAUGAUUACUUUGGUUGGUUUUAUCUUAUUGACUCACCGUCAUUCUUUGUUACAAAUUGUGUUUGGUAUCUUGACUUUUAUGAGUGCCAUUUGUCUUGCUUGGGUUCAACUUGUCAAGUUUUACCAGACAAUUAUUGCUGAUCGUAGUACAGUCACUAAUCCUUUCAGUCCUCUAUUGGAAAGACAAAGUUUGAAUGCAUUCAGCAAGGAAAAUGUAGUCCAUUAUGCUACUGUAGUUGCAGAAGUAGGAGAUGCUUUGUUUCAUGCUUUGGUCCGCAUUAUCCUGGUAAGAGACACAAAGAAGAGUGUUAAGUGGUUGGUUGUAUUCUUUACGAUUUAUCAAAUAUCAGCUUAUGUAGCAAGUCGUAUUCUAAUUCCCUUUUUUAUCAUCUCCGCCUUCAUUGUUCCUUGCUUGUAUUUAAGCAACAAGCAUUUGGUUGAUGCUCGUCUUCAACAAAUGCAAGCUAUUUUCAAUGCUUGGUUUGAUCAUUUCUACAGACUUGUUCAAGAACAACUCAUGUCAUUGAAAAGAAAGUCAACUACUAAUCCUGUUCAAAAAGUUGAUUGAAAAAAAAAAUGCUCCUCGUUCUUGUGUAGCAUAAGAAAAAAAAACACUAAUAAAAAAAAACUUUUGCUCUA